Penicillium paradoxum is the source of this 1290-nucleotide messenger RNA. Its product is annotated as caspase family protein. Gene Ontology annotation, molecular function: cysteine-type endopeptidase activity. Bases 1 to 1290 code for a protein of 429 amino acids. The record is from RefSeq and is a predicted model, not a curated record. The transcript is spliced from 4 exons. NCBI's taxonomy places the organism in Eukaryota, Fungi, Ascomycota, Eurotiomycetes, Eurotiales, Aspergillaceae. Gene Ontology annotation, biological process: proteolysis.
AUGUACUAUCCACCUCACGGUCCUUCUCCAGGACAAGGGCCCCCCCAAUGGGGGUAUCAACAACCUUCCCAAUGGCAGCGGCAGCCCCCGCCUCAGCCCUAUUCCCCUCAGCCCUAUGGUCAUCGACCACAAUCAUCUUAUCCAGGUCCUAGCCAUUCUCCAUAUCCUCCAUCACCUUAUCAUCAAUCUCAGUCGCCCCAAUAUCCUCCUGGUCCUGCCCCGCCCUAUGGUCAUACUCCAUCUCCUCGGCCUCCCUCUCAUCAGUAUAACCUAAGUGCUCCGCAGAAUGGCUAUCAUCGUCCCAACUCCCCGAGUUUGCCCCCGCCGCCCCCACAGGCAUUUCAGCAUUUCGGUGGAGGUGCUCCCUCGAAUUACCAGUUCCAGUACUCGGCCUGUACCGGUUGUCGCAAGGCUUUAUUGAUUGGGAUCAACUAUGCAGGACAGCCUAAUGCGCUCAAAGGCUGUAUUAACGAUGUCACCAACAUGUCUAACUUCCUCACCCAGAGAUUUGGAUAUAAGAGGGAGGACAUGGUGAUUCUCACCGACGACCAACGUAACCCGAUGAGCCUCCCCACCAAAGCUAACAUUCUACGGGCCAUGCAUUGGUUGGUCAAAGAUGCGCACCCGAACGAUUCGUUAUUCAUCCACUUCUCCGGCCACGGAGGCCGUACUCCUGACCUAGACGGCGACGAGGACGAUGGAUUCGACGAUGUCAUCUACCCACUGGACUAUCGGGUAGUCGGCCAUAUUGUAGAUGAUGACAUGCAUGAAAUCAUGGUACGCCCGCUGCGGCCUGGAGUGCGGCUGACGGCAAUCUUCGAUUCGUGCCACUCGGGCACCGCAUUGGAUUUACCGUAUGUCUAUUCGACGCAGGGUAUUCUCAAGGAGCCCAACCUGGCCAAGGAGGCAGCUCAAGACUUGUUCAGUGCGUUCACUUCCUAUGGACAGGGGGAUUUCAGCAGCGUCGCCUCAACUGCCAUCAAUUUCUUCAAAAAAGCAGUCAAUGGAGAGUCCGCCCGUGAGCGCACCAUCAUGACCAAGACCUCUCCGGCCGACGUAGUGAUGUUUUCCGGAUCCAAAGACACUCAGACCUCGGCCGAUACGUUCCAAGACGGACAGGCGCGUGGUGCGCUGAGUUGGGCGUUUAUUAAAUCACUGCAACAGUGGCCGCAGCAGAGUUACCUCCAACUGCUGAACACCAUCCGAAAUGAGCUCGAAGGGAAAUACUCGCAAAAGCCACAGCUGAGCUGUAGCCAUCCUCUCGACACCAACCUCCGCUUUGUGAUGUAA